Molecule: messenger RNA, 1822 nt
Organism: Scophthalmus maximus (turbot)
Lineage: Eukaryota; Metazoa; Chordata; Actinopteri; Pleuronectiformes; Scophthalmidae
Gene: hacd3
Product: 3-hydroxyacyl-CoA dehydratase 3
Exons: 11
Coding region: 152-1225 (357 amino acids)
Biological process (GO): very long-chain fatty acid biosynthetic process; sphingolipid biosynthetic process; fatty acid elongation
Cellular component (GO): endoplasmic reticulum membrane
Molecular function (GO): 3-hydroxyacyl-CoA dehydratase activity
Source: RefSeq, a predicted model, not a curated record
CGCGCUCGUUCACAGAACAUUCUGGUUAUCUGCCGAGUGGAGACAUCCGAGGCUAGUCCGCUACGAGGCGAUGAGGCUCCAUUCAUAACUAACCAGGAACAAAGCUCUUUAUUAAUUCUCUGUAGAAAAAAACAAAAGAACACACGCAGUAAUGACACUCACACCUCUCGUCUACUGGGCUCAACGUCAUGGAGAAAUGUACCUGCGAGUGGCGCUGACAGACGCUCAGAACAUUGAUGUCUGCGUACGUGAAAACGUUCUUCAGUUUAGAGCCCAGGGCCACGGUGCAAAAGGACAAAAUGAAUACGAGUUCACUUUGGAGUUUCUUCUACCAGUGAAACCAGAGGUGAGCCACAGGUCCACACAGCGGCAGGUAAAUAUCACGGUGCAGAAGGAGCAGCAUGGCUGGUGGGACAGACUCACCUCACAGCAGCGUAAACCUGCCUUCCUGACACCUGACUUUGACCGCUGGCUGGACGAGUCCGACGCUGAGACGGAGAUCCGUGAAAAGGAGGAGAAAAGGAACAAGAUGAAGGCUUCGACGCAUAAAGAGGAAGGGUUUGUCAGCCUGAAAACAGUAUUUCUGUUUGUAUAUAACCUGGUGCAGUUUAUUGCUUUUGCCUGGAUCUUUGUGAACAUGACUGUGCGCCUCUUUAUCUUUGGCCAAGACUCUCUCUUCGACACAUUUAACACCAUAUCGGAUGUGAUGUUCUUCUGCCAGAUCUUGGCAGCAGUAGAGGUCCUCAACGCUGCUUUUGGUGUUGUCAGAACAGGUGUUGUUCCAACUCUUAUACAGGUGGUUGGAAGGAAUUUUAUCCUCUUCAUCGUUUUUGGUAGUUUGGAGCAAAUGCACAACAAGCCAGUGGUGUUCUUUGUUUUCUAUUUGUGGAGUGCCAUCGAGAUUUUCAGGUAUCCAUUUUACAUGCUGGGCUGUUUAGAUAUGGAGUGGAAAACCCUCACAUGGCUGCGCUACACAAUAUGGAUACCACUGUACCCAUUAGGUGUUUUAGCUGAAGCUGUCGCGGUCAUACAAUCCAUUCCCAUCUUCGACAAGACCAAACUCUUCAGCAUUCCUCUGCCGAAAGUCAUCGGCACCUCCAUCAACUUCUCCUACGUCCUGCACGUUUAUCUUGUUCUCAUGUUUCUGGGACUUUUCAUCAACUUUCGUCAUCUUUAUAAGCAGAGGACGAGGCGUUUCCGUACCAAGAAGAGGAAAACAAAUUGAGACUCUGCACCGACGGCCUUCCUCAAAUACCUCUGCUGCCUGUUUGUUUUCUGGAAAUUUUCUCAAGCCAUGGUCCCGUCAAAUCAUAAAUGUUAUGAAGGUAUUUUCUUUCGUGCAGCCUGUUUACAAGAACUACAGUGAUAUCCUAUAAGGUCACCAUGAACAUGCUAAAAGAUGUUGAUUAAAUUACUGUAUUGACAGUCCCAUUUACAGGCGAUUGAUUCCUCAUGAAUUUAGUGGAUUGGAUAACUUUUGGUGAAAUACACUGCAACAAGCUCUGAUCAGGAAAUCCCUUGGCCUUCAUUUGAAAUAUCGGUGUAUAAAUGAAGUGAGCAACAACACUCUGAACAAAUGUAUAUGUUAUCAUUCCAGAUAUCUGACCCGUCCAACAAACCUCAGGGAAAAUUUCACCGGUUACUGCUUAACUUCAGAAAGUUGUCCCGUUUUUUCAAUGCUAACCUGCUAUGAAGAAUCUUUUAUCUGUACCUAAUUCUGUUUUAAUACUUUUGACAGUCACUUACAUUUUGAUGGCAAACAUUAACAGUCACUUUCAGCAAGGUUUACUAUAAAUGUGACACUGAAUAAAAAUUAAAUGUA